Thlaspi arvense is the source of this 2712-nucleotide messenger RNA. The record is from the annotation of a GenBank genome assembly. Lineage: Eukaryota; Viridiplantae; Streptophyta; Magnoliopsida; Brassicales; Brassicaceae.
AAAAAAGAAAAGAAAUAGCGAGAGUAGAGAGUAACAUCGAGGGAGAGAGAAAGGGAGAGUAAAACCCUAAUUGAUAGUGGCACGCACUCUGCUCCUCAUAAAACCCUAACGUACUUGCGAUAAACCCUCCCGUUUUUUGACCAAUUUGCUGCUUUUAUAACUUAAUCGCCGCUUUUACUCUCAAAGUCAUGUUCUUUAACUUUACUUGCCUGGUUCUUCCUCGCCCUCUCUCUUCUUGCCAUGGUUGGAUUUCCAGCUAAGCCACUUAAAACCGCUGAAGAAGAGCUAUCGGUUGAAGUAGUCGAACAGGACUCAAAGGUAAAAGCUUUCGACUCCCUCGAUUUCCCUUCCAUCGAUUCCUUCCUUGAUUUCGAUUCCUGCAACUGGUUGGGGAAUAGUCGGAACACUGAGGAGUUUAGCAUAGACGAUACGGACUUUGAUUUUUUCGAGGACGAGAUGGAGAUUGGUCAAGAAGGUGUUACUGUUAGCGAGGAAGGGAGUCCGGAUUAUCUGUCUCAGGUUAUGCCUGAGUCGAUUGAGCUCAAACCCGAGCUCUGUGGUGACAUCCCUGAAGAAACUGGAGUGAGCUCGAUUACGUCUGAGUCGAAGAUUGAGGUAAAGCCUGAGCUUUGUGAUGACAUGUCUGCAAAUUUUAACGGUGUGGCUGAAUCAGCAGCGAGAGAGUCAGAACCUGUUGUUUCUGACAGCUCUAGGCCAAUGGAAGGUGAGACUAUGCAUGUUGCUUCUCACACCAUGAAUUUGGAUGAACCGGAAUUGAAGAAAACAGAUGAGGGUUUGGCUUCUUCUAUUGAAGUAGGGUUGCAGAAGGUCAGUUUGACCAUGGAUGAUGAUGAGAAGAGUGAUGUGGCUAAGGGAAAAACUAAUACUGCUGAGUCUGAGAGCGAAACCUCGAGCUCUUCUUCGAGCGCUAGUGAUAGUAGUAGCAGUGAAGAAGAAGAGAGUGAUGACGAGGAGAGUGAAGAGGAGGAAAAUAAGAAGGAAAAGAAGCUUGAAGAUCAAAUGGUUAUCGGGAAAGAGGAUGAUUUGGCAGUGGAACUUGAAGAGGGCGAGAUAGAGAGUGUAGAUGAGGAGCAUGAGGUUGAAGACGACGACGAUGAUGAUGAUGAUGAUGACGACGACGAUGAAGUGAAUGAGAUGAUUGCUUGGAGCAAUGAUGAGGAUGAGGACCUCGGUUUGCAAACAAAAGAUCCUAUAAGGUCAAAGAAUGAGCUCAAGGAACUUCCUCCAGUUCCAGCUGUCGAUGUCAGUCUGGAACCGCAUCAUGUAACGCUUCCUGUUGGAGUUGUUCUUUCGGUAAUGAGUGCACAAGUGAUAGUUGAGGGGAGGGAAAAGCAUAAUCCUUUGACUGAAGGUUCUAUCCUAUGGAUAACUGACAGAAGAUCGCCAUUGGGACUUGUGGAUGAGAUCUUUGGACCUGUAAAGUGCCCUUACUAUAUUGUGAGGUUCAAUUCAGAGAGCGAAGUGCCAGAGGGUAUCAGUCAAGGUACAUCUGUCUCAUUCGUCGCGGAUUUCGCCCAGCAUAUCCUCAAUAUCAAGGAACUGCAGAAGAAAGGUUACGAUGCAUCUGGAGAUAACGACGAGGAGAUAUCAGACGAGCUUGAGUUCUCGGAUGAUGAAAAGGAGGCCGAGUACAGAAGAAUGCAGAAGAUGGAAAAGAGAGGGAUGGCGAAUGACCAAAAAACCGGUAACUCAAGAAACAAGAAGAAGAAAAACCGGGAUCACGGAAGGCCUACAAGCAGUUACUCAGGGGAAUUGACAGAGAACCAUGGAUCUAGUUCUCUAUCCUCAAGCCGUUCUGAACCGCAAAUGGGUGGUCCUGUUCCGAAUCAUCAGCCGCGUCCUCAGAUGGAGGGUUUUCCUCCAAAUGGUGGGUCAUGGAGACCCCAGAGCAAUCAGCAGAACCCGUAUCAGCUUCCUCCUACACCUAACCAGAUGGGAAUGCCGAAUCUAGGUCCAAUGCAGAUACCUUUGAUGGCAAUGCAAAAUCAGAAUCAAAUGAUGUUUCAACCACAGUUCAAUGGUGGCCAGAUGUCGAUGCCUGGUGGACCGGGGGGAUUAAACUUCUUCCCAGGACAGGCUUCAGCGCCAUGGCCUGCAUUAGUUGGUCAGAACUGUUUCAACCAACAACCGUUUGGGAUGGGCCGCGGGAUACAGCGUCCGCAGUUACCGAAUGAGCUGAAUUUUAAUAUGUUUGGUUCCCAAGGUUUUCAGAUGCAGCAGCCGCAGCCCCAAAUGCACCGACCACAGACUCCGAUGAACCCACAGUUCCAAAUGCAACCGCAGUACCAAAUGAUGAACCACCCGCCACAGUCCGCAAUGAACCCGCCGCAAUUUCAAAUGCCACCACAAUCUGAAACUCGUCCACAGUCUCAGUUCUCUCAGUCACCAACUAACUUGCAGUCCCCAUCGCAACCACAGUCUCAAGGUUUUAGCAACGGGCAGUCUUCUGAACGGGGAAGGGGCCACCGUGGUCGUGGUAGGGGUAGGGGCCGUGGUCGGUUUGGACGUGGUCGGCAACAAUCUGGAUAAAACUGUUUUUGUUAAGAAUUUUAUUGAUGUGUGUCAAAAGCAGGUUUUAAUUAGCUUUGUAUGCCAGUUUUGUUUCGUAAACUAAACAACUCAGCUGUGAUUUAUGAUCAUUUUCUCCAUACAUUCUCCAAUUGCCAACACUUAAUCUAACCAAGACAGUUG